This is a messenger RNA of Cyanistes caeruleus (blue tit), 983 nucleotides long. NCBI's taxonomy places the organism in Eukaryota, Metazoa, Chordata, Aves, Passeriformes, Paridae. The record is from RefSeq and is a predicted model, not a curated record.
GGUUUAUUUGGAGUGGUUUAUUUUUUGCGCUGGGUUAUUUGGGCUGGCCUCCCCCUGGCCUUUCCCCGGGCUGGGUCACCCGUGGUGCCGAUUUUGGGGCGGGGUCCACGCCGCCCCCCAUGACACCGAUUUUGGGGCGGGGUCCGCACCACCCCCCAUAACACCAAUUUUGGGGUGGGGUCAUUGCUUACCCAUAACACCAAUUUUGGGGAGGGGUCAUUGCUUACCCAUAACACCGAUUUUGGGGAGGGGUCAUGGGUUACCCAUGACACCGAUUUUGGGGCGGGGUCUGCGCCACCCCCCAUGACACCAAUUUUGGGGCGGGGUCCGCACUGCCCCCCAUGACACGGAUUUUGGGGCGGGGUCAUGGGUUACCCAUAACACCGAUUUUGGGGAGGGGUCCACGCCGCCCCCCAUGACACCAAUUUUGGGGGCGGGGUCAUUGCUUACCCAUAACACCGAUUUUGGGGCGGGGUCCACGCCCCCCAUGACACGGAUUUUGGGGAGGGGUCAUGGGUUACCCAUAACACCGAUUUUGGGGCGGGGUCAUUGCUUACCCAUAACACCGAUUUUGGGGCGGGGUCCACGCCGCCCCCAUGACACGGAUUUUGGGGAGGGGUCCGCGCCCCCCAUGACACGGAUUUUGGGGCGGGGUCCGCGCCCCCCAGGGCUGUCGGACAUCCCCGGCGAGGCCAUGGUCAAGCUGUACUGCCCCAAGUGCAUGGACGUGUACACGCCCAAAUCCUCGCGGCACCACCACACCGACGGCGCCUACUUCGGCACCGGCUUCCCGCACAUGCUGUUCAUGGUGCACCCCGAGUACCGGCCCAAGCGCCCCGCCAACCAGUUCGUGCCCAGGCUCUACGGUUUCAAGAUCCACCCCAUGGCGUACCAGCUGCAGCUCCAGGCCGCCAGCAACUUCAAGAGUCCCGUCAAGACCAUCCGCUGAGAGACCCCCCAAAUCCCGCCCGGGACCCCCCCGG